CGCAGAGUUUCGCGCCCUUUUAGUAGAAAAUGAAUGCCUGCUCACACAUUUUCCGCGUAAUUAAAUCGUUUGUGUGAAUUGGGGUAGUGGAAUCAAUUAAAAACCAUAUUAUUUAUUGUGUAAAAUAAGCACAAGACACAAUGGACAUCGAUGCAGAAGUGGGUCAGGCGUACCACACGGUGCAGUUGUCGACAAAAGAAAUGCUCAAAAACAAUCGACGUCAACAUUAUUGCAAUAUGAUUGACUUGCUGGCCAGCAGCUGCAAGGCCUCGGGCCUGAUAACCACUUCCUUUACGAAUGAGGAAUUGGUCGAGUUCUGGCUGGGCGACAUUUUGCCGCUAAUGUUUGACACAGAUCGCAAUAUACAGAAUUGUGCCAUGGCCGCGAUGGCCGAGGCUCUGGUUGCACUCGAUGUGUCUGUCAUACACGCUGCCAAAUGUUGGCCCCAGAUACGCAGCGAAUUCGUCAACAACUACACGACGCUCAUCGGGGAGAUGCGCGAUGCAAAAAACAACAAUUGGCACAAGAUCUGGACGCUGCUGGUGCAGAUUAUGGACAGCGAAAUGCUGCGCGGCUGCACCUACAUCAACAAAUUUCUUGCCGUCGUCGAGCUGGGCUUUCGCAAUCCCGACAAUGGCGUGCGCUCCGAGGCAUUUCUUUGCUGGCGCGUACUUAUCAAGAUCUUUGCCGCCUAUAAUGAGCUGGCGGCGGGCAAACGUUUGCGUCUGCUCCUCAUUCCACUGCGCACAUCCCAGUCGCGUUCGCCGCACGUAAGCGGCAUUAAGCUGCGCGUCUGGUGGUAUUUAAUCAGCUGCCUGGAUGUCGAGCUGCCCAAGUCGUUCGACAAUGCUGUUGAGUAUUUUUUGAGCUUUUUGUUUGGCGGCGGCGCACGUGGCAAUGCAACGGGCCUGGCGCACAGCUAUCAGACGGCAAGGGAGCUGGCGCUGCCUUGCCUGGUCGCCCUGUGGAAUAUGGAACCAGCCUCGGCCGCCCUGCAGCGCCUGCUGCGUGACAUGCGCCUCGAGGUGCUCCGCCAGCCCUCGCCGCUUAUGAACUCGGAGCUGCUGCAGCAGCACUGGCGUCCCAUGCUGGCAGCGGCUGUUGCCGGCAUGCAGCUGCUCAGCCAGGCAGAGCACAGCUCUGAGACGGAGCAGGAGCUGUUGAAUUUGCUGCUGCGCAAUCUGACGCUGGCCAUGUUCCAGCUACGCGUGACCCCCUUUACGGUCGCCUGUUGUGCGGAGUUGGAGAAGACGCUACCCGGCGACGGCAGCAUUGUGCGCUCCGUUUUCAAUGCCUGCGCUGGCCUAGCCAUGCCGCCGCAACGCGUAGACUCCCUCGAAGUGCUGGAAGCUUGUCUGAAGUUGUGUCUGAAGGCGCGCGCCGAGGUGCCGCCCGCAAUUAUGCAGCGCUGUGUCGCGCUCAUCUAUGCCGCGGAGCAGCUGAAGACGCGCAGCACCAGCGAAUUCCGUCAGCUCAGCAGCUUUGCGGAGCUGCUCAUGCAAAAUAACGACGAGGAGGACUACGAGACCUUCGGGCUCAAGCUGCAGAUAUGGCGACAGGUCUCCGGAGCACUGCUCGACUACUUGCGUGACCAUGCGCUCGAAUAUCGCGUGGCGCACAAUGCUGCGUUCGUGGAUAGCUGGAUUCUGUGGCCGCUGCUGACAAGCGCCAGCUUUGCCGGGCGACGCGCCAACAGCUCCUUCGACGGCGCCUUCUGUGAGCAAUGGCGGCAGCUCAUCAAUGCGGGCCACAAUGCCAACGAGCGCAAGAAGUUCGUUGCGGAUCUAAAGACGGCGCUGAUCGAGCUGCUGAAGAAUGGCAGCAAAGAGGAGCCACAUUUCGCGGAGAUGUUCGACAUAUAUGUCAGUGCGGUGCUUAGGCUGGGCAUCUGCAAGGACUCGCCCCUCUACAAAGAUGUCUUUGCGCUGCUUUACGCUGUCUUCGAGCGUCCGGCACUGUCCCAGUCGCUGCUGGAGGGCUGUCUCAAUACGCUGCGCAAUCUCAUACUGGAGCUGCGCCAGAACGAGCUGAUGGUCGUGUUCGAUGCACUGAAGCCCACUUUGAGUGCGGCGCUUCAGUGCUGGAACAAGGGCAAGUACGAGGGCAGCUUUCUCAGCGAGUGGAAGCGCGCCAUUCAGGAGAAAUUCCGCAAGCUGUCCAUGAAGAGCAUGGCCAAUCAGCUAAAGGAUCUGUUCAAGGGCGACGACCUCUUCGUUAUCAUACCCUCCGUAUGGAGCUUGAAUCCGGACAAGCUCACCGAUCGCCAGAAGGAGCGUUUCGCGGAGAAGUCCGACAUACCAGCGCUGUACAAUGACAUGAGCCAGUCGCAGGACUCGUCCUCCAUCAAACCCUGGACACCCAAGAAGGUAGUCAUCGCCAAAGGCAAGCAAACCGAAUUGGCCCUAAGCGGCGGCGACAGGCAAACGGAGCAAGAUAAGGACCAGGACAGCGAUGGCGUGACCAUCAUUGAAGAAUCGCCAACUGAUCCGCCCACGACUCCAGCUGCUGGGGUUUCCACGCCCACACGCCGACGCCGGCUAUCGGAAGUAGUCGGCACCGAGUCGAGCAGCGCGGAGAAGUACCAAUUCCGCAAACCGCGCGCGCAAAUUGAGGAAGAGGCCAAGCCAACGCCCGUUCCUGCCGGGGAUACAUCUGUGCGCCAGACACGCAAACGUGCUGCACAAAAGGACAAGCAAAUCGAGCAGCCACCAGCAGCAACCGACAGACUGCGUUCACCCAGAAAGCAGACAGCAACCCCUCAAGCAACAACAGCUGCCAGCAAAGCCAGCGCACAGAAGGUCAAGGACACUGCCAAACUCACCCCAAUGCAGAGCGAGGAUCUGUUCGCUGAAUUUGCAACCCCGACACCUGCUGCACAGGUGCUGCACGAGCCGGCCAAAAAAACGUCGAGUGUGCCGGAUACGCAGCUGAUUGUUUCGCCAGAACCGGCUGUCGAAUCGGUGGCCAGCACACAGAUGCCGUCAGAGCCCAUGGGCGAUCCCAUGCCCAUGACAGAGAGCUCGCCCAAGAAGCACAACACACGACUUUGCAAUUUGAGCUCUCCGCCGGACCGCAAGCAGACAAACAACUCGACGAGUCCGACGCUGCGGCCCAAGCCGUCGGCCCAUUUGACCGGACGCGGCGCGCAGUUGAUUAACAUGAUACGGAACAAGAAACUGGAUGCUGGAGCAAACUAUAAUACACUGGCCGCGUCGACGUCGGUGGCUACUCGCAGCCAGGGAACGCCGGCUCGCCAAAUGGAACGCGCCGAGCUGGUGUCGACGCCCACCUGUGAACUGAACGAGCUGGCCGCGGCGGAGCACACGUCCACGCCCAUACAGCAGACCAAGGAUCUGCUGAUAUUCUCAAAGCGGCUGCCAUCGCCGUCGGCGAGUCCGUCCGCGUCAAUAUUGAAGCGAAAGCUGCGCUGCGAGAGCAUCGAUGACUUUGAGUCGCCGGCACUGAAGCGUAAACGGGUCAGUUUCCAUGAUCCGCCCGUGUCCAUAACGAAGGAGUAUCUGCGCGAUGUGGAGGAGACGCGGAGCGGCAAGCCGAAGCGCUGCCUGCUGCUGGACAAACUUGCCCAGACCACGGAGGUGCGGCAGGCGCUGAAGCGACGCGGCCGACUGGACAGCAUCAUCGAGAUCGAGAAGUUUGCGCACGAACAGACCGCCAGGAGCGCGGCCGUGGAUAAGUCAAUGGACAAGUCCCAUGAAGCAAUGGAGGACGAGGCUUUCGAUACGCUCAAAUGGAAUGAGACAACAACGACCACAGCGGGCGGCAGCGAUGAGAAGAACCAGCCGGAAGCCGAGGCUCUGCCUGCUGGCACGCCCAGUCGUGACCUGGCCAUACUUGAUGCAGAGUCCGCAUUGGAUCUGGUUGUGGAGCAAUGCUCGCUGGAUUCUGUGCUGGAGCGUUUCUUUGCCAAAGCCCGCAGCUCGCCGCUGAAGGGCGCCCACAAUCUGGCCAAACUCCUGUCCACUCAGAUGAAGGCCAACGACAAACUGAAGACCACGGUGCUGGAGACGCUGUCCGAGAAUCAUUCGAAAGAUUUCCUGGAUCAUGCAGUGCGCGAGAACCUGUCCUCGGUGGUGUGCGAUCGCCUCAAUCUCAACUCCGUGCUGGAGUACAUUUGCGCCAAGUCGAAGAUCAACAACGCCUGCCGGGCCAGCCUCUUGGCCCAGGUGCCAGCGAUGAUACGCCUGGAGUCGGAGCGCUUGAGUCUGCUCCAGCAGCUGUUGCAGCAUUGCAACCUCGGCGAUGACCAGCUGCUCGAUCUCAUUGGCCAGUUGAUGCAGCUGCGCGACAAUCGGAGCAACUGCAUCCUUGCCAGCGGCAGCGCCGGCGCCGGUAGCAUUAAUGACAACGUCGCCGAAACAGCGGCCGACUCAUCCUCCAAUUUGUGAGUCGAAUAUUACUUCCUGAAAGUAUUUUAUAUCUAUUUUUGACGGCCAUUAUCAAGAAAUCGUUUGACCUGAUAUCUGCCGUAGCCUAAGUUACAUUUUUUAUAGUUAUACGCCGUUUAUGGCACCUGCUUUUACGGCUUACCCCGAUUACAAUUACAUAUAUAUAUAUAUA
Messenger RNA from Drosophila virilis, 4578 nucleotides. RefSeq names its product Rap1 interacting factor 1 (gene Rif1). Lineage: Eukaryota; Metazoa; Arthropoda; Insecta; Diptera; Drosophilidae. Gene Ontology annotation, biological process: telomere maintenance. The record is from RefSeq and is a predicted model, not a curated record. Gene Ontology annotation, cellular component: nucleus.